AACUGAUGGCCUAGUGGGAGGAGUAAAAGCAAAUGAGCUGUAGCUGCAGGGGCUGCAGGGGCCCGGAAAACUUAAGGCAACAGGACGAACUCUCUGCAGCUAGAGUGGAUCUCAGGCUCAGGCGGGGUGGCAGGGACAGGGUCCUAGCUAGGAUGUGAAAGCUCACCCGGGCCACGGGAGUCACGUGAGGCGGCCUGCAAAACUCAGCCAGGUCAGAGCAUCGCAGUGACGGGAGACACAGGCCCAGAGCCUGGGGAAAUAGCAGUGGGAGACACAUACCUAAGCUGUUGUCUUUUAUUCCAUUGUUGACAUGCAGUGAUGUAGCUAUGGACUUCUCCCUGGAGGAGGUGGAAUACUUAGAUCCUGCCCAGAGAGCUUUGUACAAAACCCUGAUGAUAGAGAACUACAGCAGUCUGAUUUCUGUGGGUCUUACACUGAUGAGCCACACCUCGUCACCUGUCUGGAGCAACACAAAGAGCCUUGGAAAGUGAGGAGGAGGAAGUAACAAGGUAAAGCCUGGAGAGAUGGCUCAGCAGUUAGCAUUUGUUGCUUUCAGAGGACCAGGGUUCAGUUCCAGUACCCACACGGCCCCCCACAAGCAGGGGAUCCAGCACCCUCUUCUGAACGCCAGAGGCACCAGGAGCAGAAGAGGUCCUGUCGUUGUUCCUCACACAAAAAGCUGAGAGAAGAGAGCAACAGGGAGAAAUGGAUGGUCCUGUGGUAAACACAUCUCAGGGUCUCUUGACAUUCAGGGAUGUGGCUGUGGACUUCUCCCAGGAGGAGUGGGAAUGUCUGGACUCUGUUCAGAGGGCUUUGUACAUUGAUGUGAUGUUGGAGAAUUACAGCAAUCUGGUCUCUGUGGAGAACUAUUGCAUGUGUGCUAUUGUCCAUCAACAUGUGGAGAGUGAAGAGAAGUAUUCUAAAUGCAAUGAGCUUGGCAAAAUGCUUCAUGAAUCCACAAGAUGCACAGUUUAUAAAACAAGUAACACUACAGAAAGCCCGAAUAACUUUAGCUGUGACUAUAGUCACAAGGAUGCCUCGAUUCAGUCAUCAAACCUAAAUAGAUAUAAAAGCAUACACGCUACAGAAGAACCUCAAAAAUAUAAAAACUCAUCAUUUGCCUCUACCUACAAACUUAUGCAACAAGCAAUCUGUAUUGGAGAGAAACCACACAAAUUUAGGAAGUGUGAAGAAUGCUUUGGUUCCUGCUCAAGUCUCACUGAAUAUCCAAAAAUUCAUAUUGAAAAAAAACUGUAUAGAUGUGAUGUUUGUGACAAAUCUUUUACCCAUUGUUCAAAUCUUAGAACACAUAGAAAAAUUCAUACCGGAGAGAAACCUUAUAGAUGCAAAGAAUGUGGUAAGUCUUUUCUUCAGUUGUCAGCUCUUAAAAGCCAUUGCAUUGUCCAUACUGGAGAGAAGCCUUACAAAUGUCAGGAAUGUGACAAAUCCUUUGCCCACUGUUCCACUUUCAGGAGACAUAAGAAAAUCCACACUGCUGAGGAACUUUAUAGUUGUCAAGAAUGUGGCAAGGUGUUCUAUCAGUUGCUAUACCUUAAAAGCCAUUACAGAACCCAUAUUGGUGAGAAGCCUUACAAAUGCAACGAGUGUGAUAGAUCAUUUAUUCACUGUUCAUCUUUUAGAAAGCACCAGAAAAUACAUUCUGUAGAGAAACUGUACAUGUGCAAAGAAUGCGGUAAGUCUUUCCUUGAAUUGUCACAUCUUAAAAGGCAUUACAGAACCCAUACUGGAGAGAAGCCUUAUAAAUGUGAAGUAUGUGACAAAUCCUUUACCACGAACUCAAUUCUGAAAACACAUCAGAAAAUUCAUUCUGGAGAGAAACCUUACAAAUGCAAAGACUGUGACAAAUCCUUUACCCAGCAUUCGAAUCUUAGAAGGCAUCAGAGAAUUCAUACUGGAGAGAAGCCUUACAAAUGUCAGGAAUGUGACAAAUAUUUUACCCGGUUCUCAACUCUUAGAAGACAUCAGAAGAUUCACACUGGGGAUAAAAACACUAUUGGGCUCCUAGAGCCUUCCUGUCCAACAUCUUCUUGGGAAUUAAUCUGCUCACAGCAGUGGGUUUUUACACAAAUAUAUGGCAGUCUGGGAACACUUGCUUUUAUUAGAUGCAAUUGUAUGUCUCUCGGGUGGGAGUGAUAGCUUGGCAUUAAGAAGAUUUGUGGCUGUUCUGGAAGAUUGAGACUCAAGUGUCAACCCCAAAUGGUGCAUAAUAAUCAGACCAUUUAUCACUCCAGAUCCAGGAAAUCUGACACUACUCUUGAUGCUUCUCCUGGCACUGCCAAAUGUGGCGCACUUGCCUGCAGGCAGAACACUCAUAGAAGAAAAGAAAUCUGUUGUUUAAGGUUUCUAUGCAGAUGACGGGAGAGCCGUUUGAUGAAACGAGAAGAUUGAUGUUCUUCCUCCUUACAAGUCUUCGUUUGAGAAACACUUUAAUGAGACUUGCUUUGCUGAGCACCGCAAGCAAUUGUAGCCUCAUCAGAUGCUACACCUGUUUCAAAAUAAGAGCCACCACCUCCAACUAGCACCCUUAACUUCCAAUAGACACCUGGCUAAGGGUGACAGCCUUAUGGGUCCCUACAACCAUGUAAAAUAUUGAUGGGCCCUGUAUUGUGAAGCCUUGUGCAGAUGAUCACAUCAACAGAAUAACAGCUAUCUUGUGGCCAGAGGCUUUUUUUCAGUGUACUCCUCCCCAACUCCUAGCUCUUGCUUCUCUAGUUUUUCAACUCUUUCACAGUGGCUGCUGAACUUUGGAAGGGGCAGUUCAGUGGUUCCACCUGGCACAGAGUCUUCCAGCAUCAUUUAUUCCAGUUUGGAGUUUCUGCAUUACCCGGUAUCUACUGAACUAAGAAGCAAAAUAUUUAACUUUAAAGAUGAAAAUUUAAGAGGGUGGUUGACAUGUGAUUUUGAGCACAAUAGCUAUACUGUGUCCCCCUAGUCCCUAUGAACUUUCAUGCACCAUAUUCUUGACCAGGUUUUCAGAACCAGGCAUGUGUUUUCUCUUUGAAGGGAUCUUUAAGUUCAGUCAAUAAAGUGGUUAACUACUGUAUUAGUUAAAUGGUAGGGAGGUAUGGCAGCUGGGAUAGGAGAAAUGACACCUUCAAUAGCGAGCAAAUAGACAGAAGUGUGAGUGACUAAAGGACUCCCCACCUCUUAAAGCUUUCCCCCAGUGAUGUACUUUCUCCAGUAAAGCCACACUCCCUUAGCCUCCCAAAACAGUGCUACCAACUGGGGACUAAGUGUCCAAAUAUGAGUCUAUGCCAAUCUCAUUCAAAUCAGUGAAAUUAUCCUCCCAGCAGUUAUGCUAACAUUACACCACACAGGUCACAUGUCAAGUCAUUACAGUACCCGGAUGGAUUAAAAAAUGGGAGAAACUAAGACGGCCGUUGGUGGCGCACGCCUUUAUUCCCAGCACUCGGGAGGCAGAGACAGGCAGAUCUCUGUGAGUUCGGGGCCAGCCUGGUCUCCAGAGUGAGUGCCAGGAUAGGCUCCAAAGCUACACAGAGAAAGCCUGUCUCAACCCCACCCCCCAAAAUGGGAGAAACUAUUGAUCACUCUUCACUAGCAGUCAGUACAACACCUUUAAUCACAGGCUCUCCCACCCGCCUUUUUUCAAUUUAUCACCAGUAGGGUUCAAUUAGUGCUGGCCAUAUGAUUAUGUCUGUUGGGGCACUGUGUUCAUUAGCUGUUUUGUUUUUUGGUUUUGUUUUUGAACUUGAGGUAAGUACUCUACUAUUGUGGUGUGCAUAUAAAUCACACAAGAGACAUAUUAAAAUUGGAGGAAAAAUAGAUUAAUGACCACAAAGCAUAAUUUAAGGUGAUAGCAUUAUGUUCAGUCUUUAAAAUGAUCCUUGUUUCUAUUUGAAAACUAAAGUAUCUUGGGUGAUAAACUCUUUGGAAAAGCAUAGAAUUUAGACUUAUCUUAAAAUUAACAUGUAUGAAAGGAAAAUAGAAAAGCAUUCUAUAGUUUGAGUUAUGAAUGUACAGGAUAUGGAAAACUUAGUCCCCAUUACAUUGUUAUGAUAUGACAAUACAAAUGAAAUAGCAAUUGAAAAUGAAUGUUGUAGGUGACAAUGCCAAGUUUUACUAUUAAAACAUUGCUCUGCCUAGGUUA
This is a messenger RNA of Cricetulus griseus (Chinese hamster), 4129 nucleotides long. NCBI's taxonomy places the organism in Eukaryota, Metazoa, Chordata, Mammalia, Rodentia, Cricetidae. The record is from RefSeq and is a predicted model, not a curated record.